Molecule: messenger RNA, 1772 nt
Organism: Equus quagga
Lineage: Eukaryota; Metazoa; Chordata; Mammalia; Perissodactyla; Equidae
Gene: GC
Product: GC vitamin D binding protein
Exons: 13
Coding region: 112-1578 (488 amino acids)
Biological process (GO): vitamin transport
Cellular component (GO): cytoplasm; blood microparticle
Molecular function (GO): vitamin transmembrane transporter activity; vitamin D binding
Source: RefSeq, a predicted model, not a curated record
CAAGGAUGACUGCUCUUGCUUCGGUGUAGAGAUUAAUAAUUGAUUAGUCCAUAGUCAAGAAUCUUAGUAAAAGGGAAUUGGUUACUUUGGGCUGCCAUUUUUCACUGGGUAAUGUACAGCCGACAGGGGGCUUCAGGACUUGCUGGCAGGAAGAUGAAGAGGAUCCCGGUUGUCCUGCUUGCUGUAGCAUUUAUGCAUGCUCUAGAAAGAGGCCGAGAUUACGAGAAGGAUAAAGUCUGCAAGGAGUUCACCAGUCUGGGAAAAGAUGACUUCACAUCUCUAUCAAUGGUCCUGUACAGCCGAAAAUUUCCCAGUGGCACAUUUGAACAGAUCAGUAAUCUCGUGAAUGAAGUGGUCUCCUUGACGGAAGCCUGCUGUGCUGAAGGGGCCGACCCUGGCUGCUACGACAACAGGACCUCAGCAUUGUCUGUGAAGUCCUGUGAAAGUGACUCCCCAUUUCCAGUGCACCCAGGAACUCCUGAGUGCUGUACCAAAGAGGGCCUCGAAAGGAAACUCUGUAUGGCUGCCCUGAAGCACCAGCCACAAGAAUUUCCAACCUAUGUAGAGCCAACAAAUGAAGAAAUCUGUGAGGCAUUCAGGAAAGAUCCCAAGGGAUUUGCUGAGCAAUUUAUGUAUGAAUACUCCAUUAAUUAUGGACAAGCUCCUCUGCCACUUUUAGUCGGUUACACCAAGAGUUAUCUCUCUAUGGUAGGGUCCUGCUGUACCUCACCAAGCCCAACAGUGUGCUUUUUGAAAGAGAGACUCCAGACUAAGCAUUUAUCACUUCUCACCAUUAUGUCAAAUAGACUCUGCUCACAAUAUGCUGCUUACGGGAAGGAGAAAUCAAGGCUCAGCCAUCUUAUAAAAUUAGCCCAAAAAGUGCCUACUGCUGAUCUGGAGGAUGUUUUGCCACUAGCUGAAGAUAUUACCACAAUCCUCUCCAAGUGCUGUGAGUCUACCUCUGAGGACUGCAUGGCCAAGGAGCUACCUGAAUACUCCCUAAAAAUCUGUGACAAGUUAUCCACAAAGAAUUCUAAGUUUCAUGACUGUUGUCAAGAGAAAACACCCAUGGAUGUUUUUGUGUGCACUUACUUCAUGCCAGCUGCCCAAUCACCUGAGCUUCCAGACGUUGAGUUGCCCACAAAUAAAGAUGUUUGUGAUAAAGGAAAUACCAAACCCAUCGAUCAGUACAUAUUUGAACUAAGUGCGAGGACUCAUAUUCCAGAAGUAUUCCUCAGUAAAAUACUUGACUCAACCCUGAAAAACCUUGAUGAAUGCUGCCACUCUGAAGACUCUACUGCCUGUUUUAAUGCUAAGGGCCCUCAACUGAAGAAGGAACUAUCCUCUUUCAUCGGCAAGGGACAAGAACUAUGUGCAGAUUAUUCAGAAAACACAUUUACUGAGUACAAGAAAAAACUGGCAGAGCGAUUACGAGCAAAAUUGCCUGAUGCUGCAGACACGAAACUCGAAGAGCUAGUUGGCAAGCGCUCAGACUUUGCCUCCAAGUGCUGUUCCAUAAACUCACCUCCACUCUACUGUGAUUCUGAGAUUGAUGCUGAAAUGAAAAAUUCUCCGUAGUCUUGAUGCAUGUGUAUUGUCUUAGAACUAGACCUGGAAUCACCCUGGGAAUGACAUCUGAUGACUUAACCUGAGUAAACUCAGAACUCCUGGGGAGACAACUAAGAUACUCCUGCUUUUUAUCACCUACAAUAUCUUAAUACAAUGAUAAGUAUGAUGAUUUGGUAUCGAAAUAAACUGAAAUAUAAUGCAAA